ACACUUCCGGUUUCCUGCCUGUCCGUCCCCCUCCUUUCCUCCUUAUUGUAGCCGCCCGGCUAAACCGGGGUUAUGUCGGACACAUGGACCUCGAUCCAGGCCCACAAGAAGCAGCUGGACUCGUUGCGGGAGCGGUUGCAAAGGAGGCGCAAACAGGAACCCUUGGACCUCCGGAACCCAGAGCUGGUGCUCACCCCUCCUUUCCGAAGUGACAGCCCGGUGCCUUCGUCUGUCACACCCAGCACAGCGACAGAGCCCGGGGACCUGGUGACUGACCCCGAACUCGAGAAGAAGCUCCUGCAUCACCUCUCGGACCUGGCGCUGGCACUGCCCACGGAUGCCCUGUCCAUCUGCCAUGCCAUUUCCACGCCCGAAGCCCCUGCCACCCAGCGGAGCGUGGAGAGCCUGCUGCAGAAAUUUGCCGCCCAAGAGCUGAUCGAGGUGAAACGGGGCCUCCUCCAAGACGACGACCAGCCCAUGCUGGUCACUUACGCCGACCACUCCAAGCUCUCGGCCAUGAUGGGCGCCGUGGCCGAGAAGAAGGGCCCGGUGGAAGGGGUCGGGGCCGGGGGCGCCAAGCGGCGGGCGGAGCAGGACCCCGGGGUGCCCGCCUCCACGCCUGGGGCGGCGCCCUCUGCCUCGGCCUCGUUGGAGCCUCUCAAGGAGCCCCCCAAGAAGUCCCGGAAGCAGGCGUCGGAUCUGGACCUGGAGAUCGAGAGCCUGCUGAGCCAGCAGUCCACGAAGGAGCAGCAGAGCAAGAAGGUGAGCCAGGAGAUCUUGGAGCUGCUGAACACGACGACAGCCAAGGAGCAGUCCAUCGUGGAGAAGUUCCGCUCGCGGGGCCGGGCUCAGGUGCAGGAGUUCUGUGACUACGGGACCAAGGAAGAGUGCAUGAAAGCCAACGACGCCGACCGGCCUUGUCGCAAGCUGCACUUCCGCCGCAUCAUCAACAAGCACACGGACGAGUCGCUGGGCGACUGCUCCUUCCUCAACACCUGUUUCCACAUGGACACCUGCAAGUACGUCCACUACGAGAUCGACGCCUGCACCGACUUGGACGCCCCCAGCGGGCGGGAGCUCAUCCCGGGCCAGGAGUUGGCGCUGCCCCAGGCAGUGGGGAGGGACUCCAGCGUGGACCGCCUCUUCCCCCCACAGUGGAUUUGCUGUGACAUUCGCUACCUGGACGUCAGCAUCCUGGGCAAGUUUGCCGUGGUGAUGGCCGACCCGCCCUGGGACAUCCACAUGGAGCUGCCCUACGGGACGCUCACAGACGACGAGAUGAGGCGCCUCAAUAUCCCCGUGCUGCAGGACGAGGGGUUCCUCUUUCUGUGGGUCACUGGCAGGGCCAUGGAGCUGGGCCGUGAAUGUCUCAAUCUCUGGGGGUAUGAGCGAGUGGACGAGAUCAUUUGGGUGAAAACGAACCAACUCCAGCGCAUCAUCCGGACGGGGCGGACAGGUCACUGGCUGAACCACGGCAAGGAACACUGCUUGGUCGGGGUCAAAGGGAACCCCCAGGGCUUCAACCGGGGUCUCGACUGUGAUGUCAUUGUGGCCGAGGUCCGCUCCACCAGCCACAAGCCCGACGAGAUCUACGGCAUGAUCGAGCGACUCUCACCCGGGACGCGCAAGAUCGAGCUCUUCGGCCGGCCCCACAACGUGCAGCCCAACUGGAUCACCCUCGGCAACCAGCUGGAUGGAAUCCACCUGCUCGACCCAGACGUGGUGGUCCAGUUCAAGCAACGUUAUCCCGACGGCAUCAUCUCCAAGCCCAAGAACAUGUAACAGGAGGACACUCUACCAGUCACCCUUUGCUUUGUCCCGGCAGGAAGAGAAAGGAACAGCACAUGUACUCUUUUAGGAUUUUUUUUAAAUAAAAUGGAUUUCCCCA
Molecule: messenger RNA, 1888 nt
Organism: Hemicordylus capensis (graceful crag lizard)
Lineage: Eukaryota; Metazoa; Chordata; Lepidosauria; Squamata; Cordylidae
Gene: METTL3
Product: methyltransferase 3, N6-adenosine-methyltransferase complex catalytic subunit
Exons: 11
Coding region: 73-1782 (569 amino acids)
Cellular component (GO): nucleus; RNA N6-methyladenosine methyltransferase complex
Molecular function (GO): mRNA (2'-O-methyladenosine-N6-)-methyltransferase activity; mRNA m(6)A methyltransferase activity
Source: RefSeq, a predicted model, not a curated record